AUGGAUGCAAAUACUGCUAGUGAGUUUCUCCUACAACCCCCCUGAAUUAUUUCAAUUGAUGUUCUUCAGAAGCCGUGAAAAAAGUCACAGAUGUCCUUCAAUUAUACGAAGAUAUUUUCAAAGUAUUAGAUAUGGCAGACUUUGCGCGAAUUGUUCAUGUUGGAGCAGUUGUUAAAGGUAUUCUGUCCUUAGCUGGAAUGAUGCCAGAAGAUCCAGUGAUGGUCAAAUUGAGACAAUUAGAAGGAAAGAUUGAUAAAUUGUCUAGAAAAAUGACAAAUCAUUUUGAUCAACUGAAAGCGUUUAUGGUGGAACACAGUUUCUAUGCAGAUGUUGCGGCGACUGCUUCGACUCUCACAAAAUUAAUGUGUGAUACAUUAACUCAUCCGAAUCAUCAUAGUGUUGGUAUAUUUAGACAAGCUUGCGAAAGAACACCACCUUUGCAAUAUGCAUAUGUAAGUAGGGAAUUUCGGAAUUCUGAAAUUCCGGAAAUAAAAUUGGAAGUGGAAAUGAAAUGAAAGGGACUUCCGAAACCUCUAAAUAUCUGGUCUUUUUCUGUCUCCACCUUUAAAGCACAUUUCCAGAAACUGAUCAGUCUUAUGGAACAAGAUUCAACAAAUCCGCUGAAAAAAGCGAUGGCUGCCGAUCCUUUACAAUCAAAAAGUACAUUCAACAAAUGGCAAGAUAUUAUCUUGCGUGUUGUUGCCGAAUUCGUGAGUUUUUCCAAUUUGUCUCUCACAUAUUUUCUCAUUUAGUAUGCUCUUGAACUUUAUGUUAAUGGUCUUUUCUGGAAUUCAAACAUGUAUGGACCAAAUCAAUUAAAAUCUAGAAUUAAUGAAUUGCAAAAAUUGAUGAAAAGUUGGAAAGUGAACUACGAGAAAAAUGCGUAUUAUUGGCCGGAAAAGGCGAGAGAAUUUAUUGAAAAUAUUCAAGAUAAUAACACGGAUAUUGGAAAUCAGGAGAAAUGUGAUAAGUUGGAGAAAGCUUUUGAAGAUGUUCUAAGCAAGUAGGAAUACUUUUGUAAUUCUCAAAAAUGAAAGUAGAAUAUUAUUUCAGUGAUUCAUUCUACAUCCUAGUAUACAAUCAUUGUGGCGGUUUUGAUAAACAUAGUUUUUGCUACGAACCUUCUCAAACAAUUCUUUCAUUUCGUCGCGGUCAAUGUUGUGUGGUUGUUUAUCGAAGUAAAUAUGCAAAAAGUACUAGCGAAGAUAAUUUGGAAUCGAUACGAACUGACAUUGAUCGUUUGGAGGCGAACAGAAGGUUGAGACAUUUUUUUGAUAUGGAGAGACAUGAAAUAUAUUUCAGAUUUCACAAUUGCAGUGAGGAUUUGAGUCGCGAAAUGAAGGAAUUUGUGAGCAAGGCUGGAUUCGUUGGAAUAAUGCGAUCCCAUUUAAAUGUAGCAGUAGCAUAUGCGAAUAUUGUUCAUAAUCGUGGACCAGGCUGGUAUCGAACAGCUGGACCCGUUUUUAUGAUUGCUGGUUAUGAAUAA
Molecule: messenger RNA, 1486 nt
Organism: Caenorhabditis angaria
Lineage: Eukaryota; Metazoa; Nematoda; Chromadorea; Rhabditida; Rhabditidae
Source: the annotation of a GenBank genome assembly